GGGGGGGGGGGGGUCAUAGGAAAUGUUUAUUUUAUUCAACAUUCAUGCUUUUUGUUGUUCAAUGAAAGAAUAGAUUAUAGUUCUACUCACAAAUAAAUCUAAGUCAAAAUUUUCAUUUUUGAAAAAUUUGUAUUUGAUUUGCAUGCAUGUCUGCUUAUGACCAAACAAAAUUUUUAUAUUUAUGUUCGUAUAUGAUACACGUUGUAUAAUACACCAAAUUCACAAUUAAUUUCCUUUAAUUACAGUUAUUUCUCAUUACAUUUCCAGCUUGGAAUAUUUAAAAAAAUUCCACAGCUUAACUUCUCAUGGAAAGUUUCUGGAACGUUUCUGUCCCUCUGCAGCCCUAAAUGAGACCAACUAAUAUUUCCUGUGUAGUGCUAAACAUAUAAAUGGACAGCAAAAUAUUCUGUCUUGGGAAAGCCUAGAUAGACCAUGACUUGCACAGCACAUUACUGGGCUGUGCCAGACAAGCCAAAGCAAGUUACUAAAGGGGGUCAAGAAUGUAGUUUAAAAAAAAAAAAAAAAAAAAAAUUGAAGGAAAGGCUUGUUCCAUCGUUGCUAAGAUUACUCAGGUAUCGUAAUGUGUUUUAAAGUUUUCUUAAAAAAAAGAUUACUACUUUUUAUUUUGUUACAAACGGAAAAAUUUGUAACAAGCUGGAAAUUAAACCACUAUAAUGCCACUCCAUAAACUCAUUUUGCUGGAAAAUGAUUGCAAUGGUGCAAAACAUUACUGAUUGGUUUAGUAUUUUUUAACGCAUUCUUACUAUUGCUUUCUCUGAAGCUCACAAAUCAUUUUUGUAAUUUCGACAAAACCUCAUCUACGUAAACCAGUUAGAUAACAUCAUCUUGAUGACAAAUCAGCAGAAUUUGCAACAGCAAUGUAUGUCACAGAAAACCAAACAUGGAUUUAUAAGAUUGAUGUAAAAUUUGUAAAUUUACUAACAGAAUGUAAAAACCAAUGGCAAAUAAAGCUGCAUAAUUUCAUUGUGUUUCAAAAAUAAAAAUUAAGUAAUAGAAAUGAAAUGUGCUUACUGUAUGAAUUUUAGCAGUGAAUAAAGUCUACUUGUCUUCUGUAUGUGACUACAAUGAAAUGUUUAAUGUGUGGGGGAAAAAAAAAAAAAAAAAUGAAAUAAGUUCUUAAAAAAAUUAGCCAGUAUGAUUCACAAAAUGUUCAGGCUGUAUAUACAUUUUUGCCCACUAUUUCAAGUAGAUUACAUCUGUAUCCAGAGCUGAACUACUAUAUUAAUAAUAAAUCCACACACCCCCAUCCAGAUCUGAAGAGAUAUAUGGCACAUGCACCCACACACACAAGUUUAUUGAUUUAGUGAGACGAUAUAUAAGGUCUUAAUAUCUGUUAAAGACACCUUCACUCAAGCAUGACCGCGAACAGAGCAUGUUCAGCUAGCCAAGAGAGAUCACAGAGAAGAUUCAGAUAAAAAUGGAUGAGAUAACACAAAAUGGUAAGUUUAUUCUAUGUAUUUUAUCUAUGCUAUCUAAAAUUUAGAUGCCAUCUACAAUUUUCCCCAUCAAGAAUAGAUUGUUAUCAGUUUCUGAGUCUCUCCUUUACGCACUCAAUUUAAAAAAUAAUAAUAAAAAAAAAAUACCCAAAAUUACCACUAUAUGUGCAGUUCUGUUAAUAUAUAGCAUAUAACAUAAGCUGUAUACUGAGCCACAUUUCUACAUUUAUAUAAAAAAAAAUAAAAAAAAAUAAAAGUAUAUAAAUCCACUCAGGUUUUGUUUAUAAAUUACAAAUUAGUAAUAUUGAUUCAUUUAUGCUGCCUUUAUAUCUUAUUUUUUAUAAUAUUAAAAGAAACAUUUCUGAAAAUAUUCUUUAGUAAAUCAGACAAAAUUAAGUUUAUUCAAUUAAUUUAACAUGCAUAAGACAAGUUUAAAUGUGCACAUUUACAGUGUGUGCAAAUAACAGGCAGCUUAACAUUAAUAAAACUUCUACAGUUCUUUACUGGCAGCAGCGGCUGCUUUCUAAAUUAAGCACUCUUCUGUCAUAAUUCAAUCACUUUACCCUUCCGUUUCAUAAACCCAGAUCAUAUAGACACAGCCGUCCUAGCUGGUUAUGACCAGGUGGUUUGCUUUAUAUGAAGAGGAAGUUGUAACUUUGCAAAUUUCCUUCUACAGUUUCAGGUGGCUAUAUGAAGAGGAGUCACUUGGACUUUAAAUGAUGUAGCCAAAUUUUAAAAAAGCCUAACAUGCGAGAUCACGAGAUUUUUUGUAAUCAUAAAGUAGUGGUAUAACUGCAAAGCUAUUGUCCCUCUCGCCAAAAGAAGGUUCCUCAUUUGGUUCUGUACUGCAAGAGGCAGGUUUUGACUGAUACAAUCUAGGGCGGCCCAAGCCGAAAGUGAUCAUGGAUCUCCGUAACACAACAAACAUGUCUAUUCAAGCCAACUGCACGGUGGACACCAGCUACCGUUUCACCUACUACAAGAUCUCCUACAGCAUGAUCUUCAUAUUCGGUGUCGUCAGCAAUGCCACAGUGCUGCAACGUUUCUGCCGCAUGCCUCGAACAUUCACCAGCACGGGCGUCUACAUGGCCAACCUGGCUGCUGCGGAUAUCUUCUUUGUUACCUCCCUCCCCCUGCGCAUCUAUUAUUACCACAACAAAGCUGCCACCUCCAACCGCACCAGCGACUGGUCUCCAGGAGCUGCUUUCUGUCAGCUGACCUUCACGUUGAAGUACAUCAGUCUAUACGGAGGAAUCUUCUUCCUGGUUUGUAUUGGAGUAGACCGCUACUUUGCUGUGGUUAACCCUCUACUUCAGCACCUGAGGAAGGUCCGUACUGCCCGCAUGCUCAGUGCUGGGAUCUGGUGCCUAGUCCUAGCCCUCAGCCUCGCUCUACCCUUCCUGCAUUCGGUGGCAUCCCGACGGCACAAGUCGUGCCUUAUGGAUCCUUCUUCCAAACGUCACCGUACUAUUAUUUUAGCUUCUCUCGGCCUGGUACAAAUUGCCCACCUGCUGCCCGCGCUGCUCCUGCUGUUCAGCUACUGCAGCAUACUCCGCGUGCUCUGCAGGCUGCCGCACCGCAGGAAGGUCCGGCACCGACGCACACUCACCGUCAUCUACUGGGUCCUGGUGGUCUUUUUCCUUUGCUUCACCCCUUACCACCUAAAUCUACUGGGUUACACUCUCACACAGGUGGGCCUUGUGCACAGCUGUGGACUUGCUCAAGUCACUAAAGCUCUCCAUCCCAUAGUGCUCUCGCUGGCCAGCACCAAUUGCUGCUUAAACCCCCUCAUUUACUACUUUUCCAGCAGCCUGGUGCACAAAGAGCCAAUCGGCAGUAGAGGAAGUGCUAGUCAAUGAGGUAUUUGCUCAGCAAUGUAACUAGUUGCUAGAAUAGGCUGAAUGCUUGCUAAAUAGUUGCUUCAGUGACUGACUGAACGAAACAAUCGACAUAAAUGGCAG
Messenger RNA from Ctenopharyngodon idella (grass carp), 3418 nucleotides. RefSeq names its product lysophosphatidic acid receptor 6-like. The transcript has a single exon. Gene Ontology annotation, molecular function: G protein-coupled receptor activity. Gene Ontology annotation, biological process: G protein-coupled receptor signaling pathway; behavioral response to pain. The coding region runs from base 2360 to 3316 and encodes 318 amino acids. NCBI's taxonomy places the organism in Eukaryota, Metazoa, Chordata, Actinopteri, Cypriniformes, Xenocyprididae. Gene Ontology annotation, cellular component: membrane. The record is from RefSeq and is a predicted model, not a curated record.